Molecule: messenger RNA, 2204 nt
Organism: Amphimedon queenslandica
Lineage: Eukaryota; Metazoa; Porifera; Demospongiae; Haplosclerida; Niphatidae
Exons: 7
Coding region: 12-1565 (517 amino acids)
Source: RefSeq, a predicted model, not a curated record
UUAAGUUAAAAAUGACAGACGAAAAAGAGAAGGUCAAAAGAUUAAGACGAAUACUUUGCUCUGUUCUCGAGAGUAAACAGGCUGAUCUUCGGGAAAUACUUCAGCAUGGAUAUCUCACUAACUUUUCUGAACUCAUGCUUUCCGCUAAACUUAUCAAUAAAGAGGUUAACAGCAAGCCCGAUUUUGCCAACAUCAUCGGCUCGUAUAUAGCCCUUAUGAAGUGGAAGGAAACUCAGGAUCAGCUUGAAAGCCAUUGCUAUAUAUUCCUUGAAGUUCUAAAUAGCCUUAGCUUGGAUGUGGUGGCACGAACAAUAAAGGAUGCCUGGAGAUGUGAGGUUUGUAGUGAGCUUGGCAUUACAAUAUUAUUGGAAAAGCCUUUACAAGUCAACCAAGACAUACAGCAUGCACCUGUUUAUGCACCUUUCUAUUGGGUAUCAUCUGCUCAACUCCCUGCCCUCAGACAGCAAUACUAUCCUGUACAACCACCUAAGACAUCGCUAGAAUUAGAAAAAAACUUGAGACGUAAUUCAGAAUUAUCUGAGAGACUUACGUCAAAAGUCGCACAAAAUCAAAGAACACAGUCCAGUAACAGCCUAGCUGAAACAUGGUCUCAAGAACUUCACCAGCGUCAGCCCCCAUCACCACCUGACGAUUAUACUUCUUUUGAAACUACUCAAACCUCUGAAAUUGGUGUCAACAAUGAUACAUGGCUUACGCCACAGAACCCAGCUCUUUGUGGUUUGAAAAUGGUCGCUCCUAAUAGUAUUGAAAAUAAUAUUAUACAACGUACUGAUCCAGUGCCAUUGGUCAGAGGAGGAGGAGGAUCAACUUCUGAUCAGUAUAAUUACUCUGAAGUUAUUCCAGGGUCUGACAUUAUACCACCACCUCCUUCCAUGUAUUAUGGUGCAACUUUUCCAUCUCGUUCGUCUACCAAUGACACAGCCACUCCUCUUGUUGUUGAUAACUCACCACACCCACUAUCAACUAACCCAGUUCAAUCUAGACCGGUACGUCUUUCCCUUACUCAUGGAAAAUCACACCCACCUUCUCCAGCAGUUAAUAGAGGCAUAACCGCAUCACCUUCCUCAGGACAAAGUAUUAGUUCACAAGGACAAAGGUUCCCUUAUCUAGCUACUGAUAGCUCUUCUCCACUCAAUCCAGAGGUCAGGCGGUCAUCUAUACAGCAAGAAAUAUCAAGGCCAUAUUCACAGGAAGAUAAAGAGGACAAAGGAGGGAAUGUUGAAAUGGUUUCAGGGAGCUCAAAGAGUACAAGUACUAUUAAAACAUCUGACGUUGCUAGUAGUAAGCUAUCUUGUGCUCGUUGUAUUGAGCAUAUUCAAGAGAUUAGUGAAAGAGAUAAGCGUAUAGCUACACUGGAAGAGAAGACAUCACUACUAUUAGAAAUGAAAAGGGAGAAAUGUACUCAGUUGCUCGAGAUAAAGGUAGCUUUUGCUGUUUUAUUUGUUAUUCUUAUUGUUGUCAUUGCUUUUCUUGCUGUUGUAUUGACAAUGAGCAUGUUUCCUCAUCCUCCACCUCCUCCUCCUAAUUUUUAUUCCUGUCUCUAGCACCAAAUGGUAAACAGUCAUAAUUUUUUCUAUUUCUGUAUUUUUUGUAUUUAUGUAUUUUUUAAAUAAAGAUAUCAAAAUUCAAAAAGCUUGAUAGACUAGAUAGCCCCUCCCACCAGCAUGGCUGCCUUGUUGUGUAGAGUGAAAAGAACUUCAGUCAGCUUCUCAAAGAAUUUAAAGCUACUAGUAAACAACAGGCUCUAUGCUCUCAGUCGAAGCAACACGGAUGCAUAUAUAAGUAAUGGAGUUAAUGAUUGUCCAAAAAGUUGUCUUUGUUCAAACGGGAUUCUCAUCGAUUACAAAAAUGUCCAGCUCCUAUCACAGUUUGUUUCGUCACAGACCGGAAUGAUGUAUCCCAGAACAUACACUAAGAUUUGUAUGAAAAAACAAAAACAAUUGGCAAGGGCUAUCAAAAGAUCACGGACAAUGGGUUUUAUGCCAUACACAUACAAAAUACCAGAGUAUUUAAAUGAUCCAAAAUUAUUCUGAGGCUCCUCCUCCUGUUCAAAAGGUGAUGGAGCUAGUUGUAGAAACUCAUUGAUCUUGUUUGCUAUGUCUUUAUGUAAUCUGUAAAUAAAUAAAAGGGAGUAUCGUAUCGUUAUUUAUUAAUCGUUUUAUAAUACUAACUGCUUGUUUCCA